This is a messenger RNA of Seminavis robusta, 1548 nucleotides long. The record is from the annotation of a GenBank genome assembly. Lineage: Eukaryota; Bacillariophyta; Bacillariophyceae; Naviculales; Naviculaceae.
AUGGGAUAUUCCCCGGAGCAGCUGAGGAUCUUGGAGAUCAACGCCAAAGUCUCUGGAUCCAUUUCGAUACUGGGAUCGUCUCGAUUGGUGUACGAGAUUUUGCGCCAUGAGAGUCUUCGCAGCAGCAACAACAGCCCGCCAGGACAGUCCGUGUCCAACAUGAAUACGAAGCGAGGAUGUCUACAGAUGAUUUCCGUAUUACACCAGAUCUUGUUGGGUAUGUCUCUGUUUGAUAUUGGGGCCAGCAGCAUGUACUUUGUGGGAAGCUGGGCCAUUCCGAGCGACGUCGAAGGCAACCAGUUCCAACCGAGCGGGACGGAUGCCACUUGCACCGCUCAAGGGUUUUUGUUCCAAACCUUUGCUUCCGCCAUUCCCUUUUACAACCUGAGCUUGUCCAUCUACUACUACUUGACCAUCAAUCACAGCUGGAAAGAAGACCGCAUGAGGCGCAGAUGGUUCGUCUUUCAUAUUCUGCCUUGUACCUUUGGAAUCCUGACAGCCACCUACGGAGUCGCCACACAACAAUUCAACCCUAACGAACUCUGGUGCUGGUUUACGGGAACGGAGCAAUCGAAUUUGCUUAAGUUUCUCUUCUACUAUGGCGUGCUCUGGGUCAUCUUCGCCGUCAUCAUCACCUUGUUCGCCCUCAUGUACAGACAUGUUCGAAAACAGGAGACCGCUAUUCAGCGCUACUCCUUUGCCAACAUUGCCUUGCGGCGGGCAUCCGACCAACAGGGCAGCAUGCAGAACGAGGACCAUAGUGCCAGUGAUCAUAUGAGUCAACAUAUGCAGGCCGCGCUGCAGGAAGAAGAGCGGAAGGCUCGGAGACUCUCCCGUCCAAUCUUUAUCCAAGGCCUCCUCUUUACCAUUGUCUUCUUCAUCACAUUCUUCUUUCCCACGCUCUUUCGAGCCCUUCAAUUCCAUUACGACCAGAUUACGUUCUUUAUUCCCUUUAUGAUGACGCUCUUCUUGCCGCUACAAGGAUGCAUGAACUAUUUGGUCUUUAAACGACAAUUCAUACAAAGCUUCUUCUGUCGCCGAAGCAACCGAAAAAACCGGAACAGUAUCCAGGCGCUCCCCAACAGCAAUAGAAACAACACCGAGAAUGGUGGUGGUGCAGCUGAUGUUGCCAAUAUCACUGCCCCGUCCGAAGAUCGUCGCAAACAGAUGAUGUUGAAUCCCCACAGGCGUCGAUCUGGAUUUAUCAUUUUGGGUACCGAAUCACAGAAUGAAUUGGACAACCUCAAAGUGACAGCCCAAAGCAUGCGUAUGCCCACCAUCGAUGCGGCGCCUACUCCUCCUGCGGAUAUCAUCUUGAAAGAACAGACUCUCACUGAAGAGCUGGAAAUCAUAGAAAACGACUUUCCAGUGGACCAAGACCUCCAGGAUGAUGCUGCUGCUGCUGUGUUGGGCGAACAGACGGACGCUCCCACCACCACGAGCUCGACACGGACCAACGAAGACACGGACGCACUAUCAGACCACAACGACGCCAUAACAGACAACCAUGAAGCAAUAACAGACACUGACGAUGCAAUCGACGGAUGA